Messenger RNA from Alternaria alternata, 1458 nucleotides. RefSeq lists its product as hypothetical. Lineage: Eukaryota; Fungi; Ascomycota; Dothideomycetes; Pleosporales; Pleosporaceae. Bases 1 to 1458 code for a protein of 485 amino acids. The transcript has 3 exons. The record is from RefSeq and is a predicted model, not a curated record.
AUGACAGAGCGGAUAACCAAGCCAAGAGGAAGAAAGAAGAAAGAGACGGCAAGAGCUACAAUGGUGAUUCGUGGGAACGAGGAUGAUCAGCCAUCAGCAGCCCCGCGUCCUAUCCUUCCUCAAGGCAAAGUCGCAAUCAAGUCAAGCCAGCCGUCAUCACCGUCAUCAAACUCAACACCACCUUCCGCAACCAGGGAUACUGAUAGAGUGGAGCAAGCCAUAGUAGCCAUCCGCUACCAGUACAGGCCUCCCAUAAUGAAUCAGCCCUCAAGAGUUUUGCCGGAAGCUCUAGAUACCGCUUUCCUUUCUCACUACGUUGAGAUGAACAAGGGUGGAAGUCAGUACGCGCCUGAAAUCCAAUGGCUCGGCCAUAUACACCAGAUUCACACCAACGCCAGAAAGCCUGCGGUCCGGUUGUCUCUCCGGGCAGUCUCAAUGGCAUACUUCGGAAAACAUCAUCACGAUCCGAGCAUUCUCGUUGACUCCUGGAGGUGGUAUACUGUAGCUCUGAGCGCCCAGAGAACAUCUAUAGCAAGACUGAAGAAGGACGCUAUUCCUGACGAAGAAGAGGUUUUGGUACCUCUCAUCAUGUCCUUGUACGAACUAUAUGUAGGCGCGACUGCAUCUGGCGCCAUGACUCAUAUCGCGGCUGCGGCCCAGAUAAUGAAUAUGCGCGGGCCGAGCAACUGUGGGUCAGGUGUCAUCUGGCCACUGUUCAAGGGCGUGCGCAGCUCUGAUGCGCAUAAAUGUGUAGUCUUCAACAGGACGUCGGUCUACUCCUCGCCAGAUUGGAUGACACUACCUUUCAUUGACAAGCCACGAGAUGCGCACCAAAGUCUUGCAGAUAUCGAGCUUCAGAUUCCUCCUUGUAUGGCCACUUUCGAGAUACCCGGCUCAAUGCGUGUGCUUUUCUCAACCCCUAUACCGUCACAUGUUGACGUCCGCCCUGCCAAACAAAUGGCAUGCAAGCUUUUGAGAGACCUCGACCAAUGGGCUUUAGCAUAUCCUCACCUAGCCAGCAUCUCCGGAAGCCCACGUGGAACACCUGCACCCAUGGAGAAGGGUACGUCGAAAACAACCAGUCCAGGAUCAUCUACUUCAAAGUCGUCUAAUGCUUUCGUAGCACUGAUUGCAUCGAAUUACAUCGCCGACCGCCUCGUCGUCAACAUGCUCAUGUACAAGAUGCACACUGAAUCAACCGCGCCGCUGGAGCAUUAUGAAAAUACGACUGCGCAUUAUUACGACGAAGCCACCAAAGCGGCUACAUCUAUCCUAGAGGCUGCAAUGGAGAUCGAACGGGCGCAAACUCCGGGCUUCGACAUGUUGCGCAGUAUCGCGCCGGUCAUGGCAGUCGCUUUCUCUGCCCCAACUUUGGAGCUCAGAAAAGACGCGGUAGAAAUGAUGACAAGAUGGGCAGGCAAGAUUGGCGGGCUUGGUUCGGUAAUCAGCGCGAUCUAA